AUGAGCACAUCCACUAGUAUCAGAAAAAGAGCAAAAACCAAAACUGGCCAAAGGAUCGAAAGAACAAUUGUCAACAUUGUGGAACACAUAUCGCCGAUUAAGGGACCAGAAAAUGAAACAAGAGAUCAUCUUUCUAACGAGAGGACAUUGUUGGCAUAUAUAAGGACUGGUGGAAGUUUUAUGGCGAUGGGAAUAACAAUAAUUUUAUUAGGCCGAUUUUCUGUAACGGAAUCGAUUUCCAAGCUUGGAAAUCUUCAAAAUUUGGACGAUGGUGAGAUUAUCGACAAGCUUAAACACGAUGAAAUGGUGGUGGAUAAGUACUGUAAGCCAUCGGGCAUAGUUGUUGCCGUAUCCGGUAUUAUAACCAUCAUUUGUGGUGCCAUACGAUACACGAUUAAUUUCAAGUUGCUUGAUCAUAGAAGAAAUGUGUUUAUGAGUGGAUCAUUGUUCUCCUCGAUUAUAUUUUGUACAUUAUUGGUGGUAACAGUGCUUACGUUCAUUUUAAUGAGUGAGCUUUAG
Molecule: messenger RNA, 519 nt
Organism: Brettanomyces bruxellensis
Lineage: Eukaryota; Fungi; Ascomycota; Pichiomycetes; Pichiales; Pichiaceae
Exons: 1
Coding region: 1-519 (172 amino acids)
Source: RefSeq, a predicted model, not a curated record